GGUGAGCUGGAUGCCUUCCGAGCCCAGGUGCAGAGGGAUUUAGAUGGGCGCCUGGGUAAGAUGGUGCAAGCUUCUCAGGAGAUGGAGGCACGCUUGCUGGAGCUGCACUCGGAGUGGCAGAGCUCGGCACAGGAGCGUCUGCGGGGGAGCUUCCAGCAGGAGGUGGGAAAGCUGGAGCAGGAGGUGGCGGUGCUGAGGAGGGAGCUGGCCGGGCUCAAGUCGGACCAGGAGGUGAUGGGGAAGCACAUGGAGGGGAUGCUGGAGCAGCUGAAGGCGACGCGGGCUGACGUGGAAGCACAGUUCCCGGCAUGGGUCAGUCGGUUCCUGUCGCAGUCCCGGCAGGAUGGCACCGCCGGCCUCAUCCUCCAGCGGGAGGACUUGCAAGAGGAGCUCCAGGCCUUGGAGCGCAAGAUCCUGGCCAAAGUCCUGGAGGACCAGAGGCUGUUGGCACGGGAUGCUCAGGCUGGUAUCGGGGUGGCCCUGCGGCAAGGGGGAGCCGCAGGGAUGACAGAGGAGCAAGUGCACCUCAUCGUGGGCCAGGCCCUGAAGCGCUACAGCGAGGACCGCGUGGGGAUGGUGGACUACGCCCUGGAGUCGGCAGGGGCCAGCGUCAUCAACACCCGCUGCUCGGAGACCUACGAGACGCGGACGGCGCUGCUGAGCUUGUUUGGCAUCCCCCUGUGGUACCACUCGCAGUCCCCCCGCGUCAUCCUGCAGCCAGACGUCAACCCCGGGAACUGCUGGGCGUUCCGUGGGUCCCAGGGCUUUGCCGUCAUCCGCCUCUCCGGCAUCAUCCGCCCCACGGCCGUGACGCUGGAGCACAUU
Molecule: messenger RNA, 825 nt
Organism: Eurypyga helias (sunbittern)
Lineage: Eukaryota; Metazoa; Chordata; Aves; Eurypygiformes; Eurypygidae
Product: SUN domain-containing protein 2-like
Exons: 7
Biological process (GO): nuclear envelope organization
Cellular component (GO): meiotic nuclear membrane microtubule tethering complex; nuclear envelope
Molecular function (GO): protein-membrane adaptor activity
Source: RefSeq, a predicted model, not a curated record